AUGAAGCAGCCAAAGCAACUCAGCUCCGUCGACAAUCUCCCUGAUGCCGCUACCUACAGACGGAUUGCCGGUGCUCUGCAAUAUCUCACAAUCACAAGACCUGAUAUAGCUCACGCCGUCAAUACUCUCUCUCAGCAUCUCCAAAUUCCGGAACAAAUUCACCUAUAUCUGCUCAAGAGGUUACUCCGAUAUAUAAAAGGCACCAUUAACUACGGUCUUCCCAUCAGCAAAUCAUCUCUAACGCUUCGCACCUACUCCGACGCUGACUGGGCCGGUGAUCCCGUAACGAGAAAAUCUACAUCCGGUUUCUGCACUUUCCUCGGCUCAACCAUCAUUUCCUGGACUGUCAAGAAACAAACGACAGUCUCUCGGUCGUCCACUGAAUCUGAAUACAGAGCCUUAGCUGCGGCCACCGCGGAUACCAUCUGGCUAAAAAGGCUUCUCGCUGAUUUUCAGAUCAGUCACGACGAACCAGUCUCGGUGUUCUGCGAUAACACAUCGGCGAUUGCUCUGGCAAACAAUCCGGUGUUUCACGCUAGAACGAAACACAUAGAGAUCGACCAGCGAUUCAUUCGGGAUCACAUUCAGCAACGCACAAUAAAUCUGCUACCCAUCAGCACCGUCGACCAACUCGCAGAUAUUCUCACCAAACCGCUUCCUACUCUGCGCUUCAAGCAACUCAGGCUCAAACUGACGAUCGACGACGAAUCGGCAGUUUGCGGGGAGCUGUUAACACCUAAGUAA
Molecule: messenger RNA, 744 nt
Organism: Dendrobium catenatum
Lineage: Eukaryota; Viridiplantae; Streptophyta; Magnoliopsida; Asparagales; Orchidaceae
Product: retrovirus-related Pol polyprotein from transposon RE2
Exons: 1
Coding region: 1-744 (247 amino acids)
Source: RefSeq, a predicted model, not a curated record